GUCACAGGUUGUACAGCGUCCAUCAUGGCGGCGCCCUGCUGCAGACAUGCCGGGAGGUGGCUGAGAUCUCUUCGGUCGCCUAUUCGGAGCGCAGUGUGUGCAUUCAGUACAGCGGAAUCCGGGGCCGGUGCUGCCGGGGAUGAGAAGAAGCCAGCUGUGGCGGGAAGAAAGGCAGGAGAAGGGGAAAGCUUUGCCAGUUUACUCCGACAUUCCCCUCUUACUCAGCUGGGACCUGCCAAGGAUAAGGUGGUCGCAGGAACAAUCCUCCAAGUUGUGGACAAUGACCUGUACAUUGAUUUUGGGGGCAAAUUCCACUGUGUUUGCCCAAGACCUGAGCAAGAUGGAGAAAAAUACCAGAAAGGGACCAGAGUACGUCUGAGACUGAACAAUCUGGAGAUGACCUCAAGGUUCUUAGGAGCGUAUUCUGAUACAACCUUGCUGGAGGCAGAUGCUGCUCUUCUAGGAGUGCUGUAAUAUAGUUAUGUACAAUAAAUAUAUAUUCUGUAUAGUAUGGACAUCA
Messenger RNA from Bufo bufo (common toad), 520 nucleotides. It is a transcript of the gene MRPS28, whose product is annotated as mitochondrial ribosomal protein S28. The transcript has 3 exons. The record is from RefSeq and is a predicted model, not a curated record. Bases 25 to 474 code for a protein of 149 amino acids. NCBI's taxonomy places the organism in Eukaryota, Metazoa, Chordata, Amphibia, Anura, Bufonidae. Gene Ontology annotation, cellular component: mitochondrial small ribosomal subunit.